UAAAAAAAGGUGACUUUGGCUGAAGGCCCAACACACUCGCAGGUUCAUGGGCGUAUGCCGCUCUCAUCUUUGAGUACGCGGCCGCAAGAAGUCGUGAAGCCAGGAAUUUGGGCUUCGACGUGACGAAAUGUGAGCAAUCGCAAAUAAUUCUCCCUCCCCUCUUCUCCUUCCCCUCGGCCUUUCGACGUUCACACAACUGAGAUAUGGUGGGCGUCAAUGGCGCCACAGUCUGUCAGUAAAGAGCGCUUGCGUGAUCCCAUGAAGUUUAGCCUUCUUUUCCAACAAAUGGAAUCUCUAAGCCGCAUUCUGGGGGCCUCAGCCUGCAUUGCGAUCUUGUUGUGGUCGGCAGCGAGUUCGGCAUCUCGCGUGUGCGAGCUAACUGCUGUUCAGAGCAAGCAGGUCUACAGGUUCAGCCUGGCUUCCCCAAUCAAAAGUUAUCCUCAUGGGGUUCUCAGUGAAGAUGGAUUUUACAAGGUGGCAGCGAAUGAUUCUUGGUUAUGGUUUCAGCUCUGCAGUCAGAUGAUAUUCAAUCAUGACCAGCCCAGAUGUUUCAGAUGUGAGGGUUGUGGAGGGUCAUUGUAUUGUGGGAAUAAAUGCAGUGCACUUGUUUCAAUCAAUAAUGCAGGAUACCGUGUAUGCACUUCAAUUGGUCAAGCCUCCAAGUCACACAUUACUCUCAUAGAUGAAAGGAGACCAAAGAUUGGUGUGGUAAUAAAGAUGUCAUCAGUCACUGAAAAGAUGAACUGCUCUCUUUCUGUAUCUGUUUUCUGUGAUCAGAGUGCUACGGUUCCUACCUCUGUUGACCAUGUAGGAGGUUGUGACUAUGCUACUACAAUGAGGCAUCCUGCUGCUUGUGCUGACGUUAUUUCUGGUGGUAGAUCAGGAUUAGGUUGGUUUGGUACUUUGAUCACGGUUCUUAUAUGCCUCUUAGGGGCAUAUCUGCUGGCUGGUACUGUUUAUCGGUUUCUUUUCCUUGGAGUUCGUGGUGUAGAGGUUAUUCCAAACUUGAGUUUCUGGCUUAGACUACCACAGCAAGCUCAGAUUCUCGUGUGUUCUUUGGUGAGAAAAUUUUCUGGACAAGUACAUCUUGGACGAGGUUCCUAUUCCCAGAUUAACUAAAGAAACGUCGGAAGAAAGUUUUAUCAACUUACUAGGUUAUCUGCCAAUGCACAGUCCUGCAAAUUUGAUUCUUCCGGUGAAGGAAAGUCAGUGGUGGCAACCCUGGUGUCUACUCGACUCAUCUGCCUACUCGACUCAUCUGCCAAAUUGAGCAUCACGUAUUUCCAAAUCAAGGUUCAUUAGUGAAAGCACUAGUCCUGGAAGGAAAGCAAAAGGUCGGGAAAGUGAGGAACAACAUUCUAUCCUUUCUUCAUGACAAGUAUUCUAUUCUUUUUGUAUGCAUGCGGGAGUAGCAUCAUCUAUUUUCAGUUUAAUGUCAAAUAGAACACAAAUAAGAUAUAAAAUUGCCUUUUUGGCAUUAGAGGCAUUGUUGGUACUGCUGAUUCAUGUGAUUAUAUAGUCCUCAGUUUAUCCUGUGUC
Molecule: messenger RNA, 1539 nt
Organism: Nymphaea colorata (pocket water lily)
Lineage: Eukaryota; Viridiplantae; Streptophyta; Magnoliopsida; Nymphaeales; Nymphaeaceae
Exons: 11
Coding region: 217-1119 (300 amino acids)
Source: RefSeq, a predicted model, not a curated record